GAAGGCGCAGGGCGAAUUUCCCCCUACUUCCGGCUCAUUUUAUUUCGCAUUUCCGGAGACAGUGGCCGGGAAGGCGGGGACACACGAGCGGCUCGCGGCUCGCUGCUCGCAUACUCUCGCGAGAGGCAGGAAAGAGCGCAGGGUUUGAAACAUGGCGGACGACGUGGACCAGCAACAAACUACCAACACCGUAGAGGAGCCUCUGGAUCUCAUCAGGCUCAGCCUGGAUGAGCGAAUUUAUGUGAAAAUGAGAAAUGACAGAGAGCUUCGAGGCAGAUUACAUGCUUAUGAUCAGCAUUUAAAUAUGAUAUUGGGAGAUGUGGAAGAGACUGUGACUACCAUAGAAAUUGAUGAGGAAACGUAUGAAGAGAUAUAUAAAGCCUCAGUAGUCCCAGAAGGUAACCUGUAUACACCAACCUGUUCAGCACUGAAAAAGUGGGACCUGUGGUUCUGGCAGUGGCCAACGCGGAUGCUUUGGAUCACCAUUUCCAAAUGGAACUCUUGCCUAGAUGCUGCUGCAGAUGGUACUGCACAAUAGUGGUUGCCCUAAUUUAUUGAACAAAGGGCAUCAGGCAAAAGCAGUUUGUAUGUAUAUCCAUCUUCGAUCUCUACAACAACUCUUCUGCGGAAUGUUAAACAAACCAAGAGCUUGCGUUGGUUCCCUGUGGCCCCACAGCCUGCACGAGACAGUGGGAUGUGAGUUUGCCGGACUCCCGCCUGUGUGUGCGGGGAUGGGCACAGUGUGCAGACCCUGGCUCUGGAUAGUACGCCGCUCCGUGGCUUGCCUGGGCCAUCUGGCCCUCUUGCUCUGCCACGCCCUCCAGUUGUUCCCAGCCUUGUGUGUUAGUUUUAGUGGUUUCUGAUACCCGUGCUUAGUUCCUGGAAACCACUUCUCCAUUCUUGGCCAUCUUUCUCCUUUUUCUCCUAGAAGUGAUAGAUCACUCUAGAACUUUCGGCUGUGAGGGCUGUUGUUUACACACAUAGGUUUCUAAAUACCAUGGUCCUUAAAAUCUGACAGUUGAUUCCAUGUGCCCAUAAAACUCAGAUGCAACAUACGAAUGUCCCCCUUACCUCCUAGCUGCUGACGUACAGGAAGAGGGGCAAUAAAAGAUUAGCUGCAGGAUAACCA
Molecule: messenger RNA, 1129 nt
Organism: Suricata suricatta (meerkat)
Lineage: Eukaryota; Metazoa; Chordata; Mammalia; Carnivora; Herpestidae
Gene: LSM3
Product: LSM3 homolog, U6 small nuclear RNA and mRNA degradation associated
Exons: 4
Coding region: 152-538 (128 amino acids)
Biological process (GO): mRNA splicing, via spliceosome; P-body assembly
Cellular component (GO): Lsm1-7-Pat1 complex; U4/U6 x U5 tri-snRNP complex; U6 snRNP
Molecular function (GO): RNA binding
Source: RefSeq, a predicted model, not a curated record